This is a messenger RNA of Ooceraea biroi (clonal raider ant), 884 nucleotides long. RefSeq lists its product as uncharacterized. NCBI's taxonomy places the organism in Eukaryota, Metazoa, Arthropoda, Insecta, Hymenoptera, Formicidae. The record is from RefSeq and is a predicted model, not a curated record.
UUCACUUUCAAUGUCCUACUCCCGCCAUGAUCCAUUCCCUUCCAGGUAAACUAAUGCCGGCAUCUGCUAUCCGCAGUGGCAGCGAAUCGUACGAGGAUAGCGAGAAAUUUAUUAAACUUAUCUCGGACCUUAGUCGAACUCUACUGACGGAAAUUGCGCAUCAGAGUUUACCGCCAUCAGGCAUUCCCGUGCCAAUUCCGAAGCUCGUUUACGGGAAAUCUUGGCAGAUGAGUUUAGUAUCGUUGUUACCUGUUGAAAUAUCCCUGACUGAAUACGAGCAAACCUUCUCCUACAUGCGAUGGUAUCAAUACGAAGAACAAUUCGCUAUCCUAAAUUCGUCAUCGUACACCUUGCGCGACGAGAUAAAAGACAUCAUCGCCAGUAUGCAAUACGACAGGAACGAAGAUUUUAAAUAGAUAAAUACAAAUGUAAACGUAUAUAGGACAAUGUCAUUCCGGUACUGAAAUCUAGAGCUGGAGGGAAUAGAGAUGUGCUUCAUACAGGGAUGCAGAUUAAACGUAUAUUGACAUAUAUUAUGUCCCAUUGAGAUAUGCAAGAGAAGUCUAUAUGCAUUUGAAAUUGCAAUAGGUAACUGAUAACAUAUAUACAUUCCGAUUCUCUAUUCAACAACUAUGUAUCUCAAUUAUAAAAGAGUUUCGCUAUAUUAGUAAUUUAUGAUUACUUACAUCGUAGAGAUAUAAUCGAGAAUAUUGUAAUGUUGGUAACACAAUUAUAAUAAUAAUUUACACGAUUACGUAAGCUAUUCUCUCGGUAUGAAAAAUAUUUUAUGUUCGAUAACAUAUAUAUUGUAAAAGGCAUAACAUUAAGAAAAAGAGAUGCGGCGUUUAUAAGACACAUUUACACAGAAAAGAGAUAUAACAAAA